This is a messenger RNA of Gastrolobium bilobum, 2498 nucleotides long. RefSeq names its product pentatricopeptide repeat-containing protein At1g08610. The coding region runs from base 319 to 2088 and encodes 589 amino acids. The transcript has 3 exons. Gene Ontology annotation, molecular function: protein binding. The record is from RefSeq and is a predicted model, not a curated record. NCBI's taxonomy places the organism in Eukaryota, Viridiplantae, Streptophyta, Magnoliopsida, Fabales, Fabaceae.
UCACAGACAUUAGAAACAGAUUAUUUCACCCUAACACACCGACUCCUUCAUUCUGCAGCCGUCGCCGCCGCCGGUGACCUGAACCACUGACCGUCAUCUGUCGUCCCUCCCACAUCGACGCUUGGUUUUUCAUAUCAAGUGAGAAGAGGAUAAGGUGAAUGUCUUACUGUCUACGUGGAUUUUAUCAAUCUUCCAGUUCCAUAACUGAUCUGUUUAUUGGGAUUAAUUGAGCAAGAAGGUAUAAAUAGCUAAAAGUACACCGUUUAUAUAUCUUCAUAGCUUGAGAGAGAGUCCAAUCAAUAUACUUGAACAAAAAAGAUGGGAUAUUUAGCUACUCUGCAAAAUAAUAUUUUCUGCUUCCAUUCUUUGAAUGGUCUGCGUGGGUGUAACAAACAAGAGAGUUGUAUUUUGGGUGCUAGUUCUGCUUUGGAUCGUAGUUCAAGUAACAAAUCACCUUUGCUACACCAAAUUUGUUUUAGUGAUUACUUUUGUACAACUAAAUAUCCUUUGCUGCGGAAAGGGUUGCAGUGUAGAAGUUUGCAGGGAAAUGUUUUAAUUGAUAGAGUUAAUAAAGUUGACCAUGAAGAUUUGGGCUUUGAAAGUUAUUAUGUUAGGGACAGGAGAAAAUCCAGGGAACUAGAGGAUUCAAACAAGUCUAUAGAUUCUCCAGCUAUGUUACCAGAGGGACCAUUUGUCAGAAAUGAUGAGAAGAAUAACAAUAAAAUUCUUCAGAAACUAUGCAUUCAGGGGAGGUCAAUGACUGCAGCAAGGUUGAUUGAUAUUAUGGCACGUAAAAGCCAAAUACCCCAUUUCCCUUCUUGUGAAAAUUUGAUUCGAGGUUUUAUCAGAAACAAUCAGGUAGAUAAAGCUUGCCAAGUCAUGAAGAUUAUGGUCAUGUCUGGCGGUGUUCCUGAUAUAAUUACGUACAACAUGGUUAUUGGUGGCCUGUGUAAAAUUGGUCAUUUAAGAUCUGCUGUUGAUCUGGUAGAAGAUAUGAGCUUGAGUGGUUGCUCCCCAGAUGCAAUUACUUAUAAUAGAAUAAUUCGCUGCAUAUUUGAAAAGGGAAAUUUCAGCCAGGCUGUUACUUUCUGGAAGGACCAAUUGAGAAAAGGGUGCCCUCCUUAUCUGAUUACCUAUACUGUGCUUCUUGAGCUGGUCUGCAGAUAUUGUGGGGCUACUCGAGCCCUAGAAGCACUGGAAGAUAUGGCAAUGGAAGGCUGCUAUCCCGAUAUCGUUACAUACAAUGCUCUUCUAAAUUUUACUUCUAAACGAGGGAAAUAUGAGGAUAGUGCUUUGGUUAUAUUUAAUCUUCUAUCCCAUGGGUUGCUGCCCAAUGUUGUGACAUACAAUACUCUUAUCCACUCUCUUAGCAGCCAUGGGUAUUGGGAUAAAGUUGAUGAUAUUGUGAAGAUUAUGAAUGAGACUUCCUGUCCUCCUUCACUUGUUACUUAUAAUAUUCUGCUAAAUGGUUUAUGUAAAUCUGGACUUCUGGAUCGUGCCAUAAGCCUCUACAGCACAAUGGUUUCUGAGAACUGUUCACCAGACAUUAUAACUUACAAUACGCUUCUAAGUGCUAUGUGUAAAGCAGGGUUUAUAGAUGAGGGCAUCCAGUUGCUUUACCUAUUGGUAGGUACUAGCUGUUCUCCUGUGUUGGUCACCUAUAAUACCGUAAUUGAUGGGUUGGCUAAAAUGGGAUCUAUAGAAUCGGCAAAAAAAUUGUAUGAUGAAAUGGUGGAAAAAGGAAUUGUUCCUGAUGAAAUUACUCACAGUUGUUUAAUUAGGGGUUUUUGCCAAGUGGACCAACUUGAGGAAGCUGUGGAGCUAUUAAAGGAGAUGUAUAAGAACGGACAAAAGAUAAAAAAUACUACUUAUAGAUGUAUAAUCCUUGGAUUAUGCAAACAAAGGAAGGUUGAUGUUGCAAUUCAAGCUCUAGAUUUGAUGGUAAAAAGUCAGUGCAAGCCAGAUGAGAGGAUAUAUUAUGCUUUAACUAAAGCUGUGGCUGACGGGGGUAUGGUAAGAGAGGCUAAUGAUCUGCAUCAGAGGUUGAUCGAAUGGAAGAUUCUAAAAGAGGAAAUUGUGUUGAAUUAGUUGGAGUUUGCACAUAAAGAUUGGCCAAAUCUCAAACUCUUCUGGCCAUGUACAGAUUAUACAGUCAUAUCAGGAUAUAGUUGUUGGGAAGUUUUGAUAGAUAUUCACUUGGGAACUGCAAAGUCCAACAGGAUCGGUAGCUGAAGUUGACAUGAACACGUCUUCGUGUCAAAUUAUUUUUAAUGUCAAUCCAAUCUUCAAGUUUGCAGAUUUUAGAAAACUCGAUGUGGAUAAACAGUGUAUUGUGAUCCUUUUUUUGGUUUUGGUAGUUAUAAGCUCGUUUUUGUUGACUUAAUGGCAUUGUGUACCAUCUAAAAGGGAUUGAAGUCAGUCGCUAUGCUGCACAUAUACAUUUGCUCUUAGGUUUUUUUUUUUUCAUUUUUGUGUGUAGAAGAAACAUGAAUGUGAAC